Messenger RNA from Suhomyces tanzawaensis NRRL Y-17324, 1000 nucleotides. RefSeq lists its product as uncharacterized. The record is from RefSeq and is a predicted model, not a curated record. Gene Ontology annotation, molecular function: RNA 7-methylguanosine cap binding; mRNA binding. The transcript has a single exon. Gene Ontology annotation, cellular component: cytosol; nucleus. Bases 28 to 882 code for a protein of 284 amino acids. NCBI's taxonomy places the organism in Eukaryota, Fungi, Ascomycota, Pichiomycetes, Serinales, Debaryomycetaceae.
GCUGAACCAGCACCAUACGGAGGUCUUAUGACCAAGACCUUGGAAAUCGAAAAGGAGAGAGAGGCACAGAUCAAUGAGCAGACCAUAGAAGUCGACAUCGAUGGGCUCACCGAAGUGGUGAGACCCGAGGCCAUACAUAUCCGUGGUGUUGAUAGUCUUUCGACCGAAGACAUCAAAGGAUUUAUUGACUACUACGUGAACUUCGAGGUCAAGCAAGAGCAGGAUGCCGAAGGCGAACCCAAGACCGUGUACGAGCCAUUCCCCAUUGAUGACCAAAUCACAUUCAGAAUCCAGUGGAUCAAUGAUACCUCGGUCAAUGUGGUAUUCGAGACCCCGGAAUUCUGCCGUAAGGCCCUCAACCAAAUCUUGGUGAACCCCAUCGAAGGUGAUGGCCUUGAGGGUGCCACUCAAGAAAGUCAAGCAAAGUCCUAUACACCUAUUCUUGCUUUCCGUAAGCACCAAAACUUGUUGUCUAGACUCGGAUUGGAAGAUACCAAAGAUGAAGAACAAUCGCAACAGAUGGAAGAAGAUGAGUCCUCGAUCGAAUUGAAGAUCAGACAAGCAUUCCAGUCAGAUAAGAAGGUCAAGAAUGCCCGAGAAUACUCCAGAUACUACUUGAUACAUGGAGAACCAGAGAGAAGAUCUCAUAGAUCCGAAAGACCAGAAAGGUCUGGAAGAAGACCGGACAGGUACAAGUCUAGAGGCCGCAAUCGUGGGGGCAGAAACCACAACGAAGAAGAGGAGGAAGAUCUCUUUGCUCACAAGUUGGCAGGAGGUUCCAAUACUGCUGCUGAUGAAGAAGAGGACCUCUUUGCUCACAAAUUGAGGGAUAGAUCUCCACAAAGAAAUAGAUCAAGGUCUCCAAUGGCCCUUGAUCGUUGAGCGAUGAAGCCAUUGUAUAAUAAUUCCUGGUGAUUCUACAGAUCAUGGAUGAAAGUGCUACCACGAAAGAAUGCUUUGAGGUCAUGACUGUAUAUCCAGUCCAAUAGUUAGUCAGUUU